AUGCCCAUAAACAGCACAGGUAUUUUUACAAAUCCAUAUGCAAUUGAGGUUCUACAAAGCAAGAAAAAGGAACUUGUAGCAGGAAUUAUCAACACUGAUCGUCUUCUGGCCUGGUUGGUUGAGAAUCGUAUCAUUUCACCGGAUAAGAGAAUUGCUGUGUUGAAUUACAAGACACGGGAGGAAAGGAACUCGAGAGUUCUGGAUAUGUUGGUUUCUUGUGGUGAGAGAGCCUGUAGACUGUUCUUCUAUCCUUGCCUCAAGUAUGUGGAACCAGCUCUGUAUGAUUACAUCAGAAACUAUGUCAGUAAUGUGUCUGGCAGCUUUGGAAAUGCCAAAAGACAGCUAGUGGGAUAUCUUUUGGAAAGAGAUAAGGAUGAAGUCCCCAGGAACAGCCAAAAAAAGGCAGAGGAAUUCAUGCAGAACAUAAUACCUAAAAAGAAUCCACAUCGGGUGCUAAAAAAAACUGCUAGAUCUCAACCUGUCCAGGUUGAAAUCACUGAGCUCUACCAGGCUGCAGCAUUUGGAGAUCUUUCCGGUCUUGAUAGAGCUUUUGGAGACAUUGAUGUAAAUGGCACAAAUGCUUCUAAUGAAACUCUGUUGCAUGUUGCUGCUGCUCAUGGGCAUGUUGCAAUUAUUGAAUACUUAUUAAAUAAAGGAGCAAAGGUAGAGGUGAGGGAUAACAAAGGGCAAUCACCUCUCCACAGGGCUGCAGUGGAAGGGCAUUUAGGCGCAGCUAAAAAGCUUUUCCAAGCUGGAGCACACAUCUAUGCUUUGGAUAAAGAAUCCAAAAGUCCAUUACACUUAGCUGCAGAGAACAGUCACUUCUCCAUGGUGAACCUGAUGUUGAAAGAAGAAGGCAGAAACCAUAAAAGGAAGAAAUCUUUUUUGCACAUGGCUGCGCUCAGAGAUGAAAGUAAAUUAGCUCAGAUCAUUGUCAAAUAUGGAGCUCCAGUUGACACUAAGGAUGAGAAGAACAGGACCCCACUGUUUCAUGCUAUUUCCCAAGGACAUUUCAAUACUGUGAAAGUACUGCUGGAGGCUGGAGCCAAGGUUGAUGUAGAUUUGAUUCACGCAGCAUUUGACAGUAAUGACCAAUUCCUGAUAAAGCUGAUCUUGGAGCAUGGCAGUGAAAUUAGCUCUAUAGUCUUGGCCAAUGCACUCUUUAAAGCAGUUCAGAAAAACCUAUCCGGAACUGUGGGCAUUAUCAUUGAACAAGGCAUCGAUAUCAACACCAGAAAUGGAAUGCAAUACACCCCUUUACUGUUAGCAGCAGAACUUGGCCAUGCUGAAUCUGUCAAAAUCCUGAUAAAUAAAGGUGCACGUUUAGAUGAAAGGGCACCGAAUAUGGACAGUGCAUUACACCUUGCAGUCCAGACUGGUUCUCUUUCUGUUGCAAAGCUAUUGAUUGACCAUGGGAUGGAUGCAAACAUUAUUGGCUCUAACAACCAAACACCCUUGCACAUUGCAUCCUUUCAUAACCAACGACCAAUGAUAGAAACUUUGAUAGCAGGAGGUUCAAAGGUCAAUGCUGUCACUAAGGAAGCAGUUACACCUUUACAUAUCGCUUCACAAAGAGGUAACAGAGAUACAGCAGAGUGUCUCAUCCAGAACAAAGCAGAUGUGAAUGCCAAAGACAGAUAUAUGAAAACACCCUUGCACAUGGCUGCUCUAGUUGGAGAUGCCUCUAUUGCAGAUCUACUUCUGUCAAACCAGGCAGAUCCUAAUGCAGUAAAUAUAGAGAAGAAAACCCCACUCCACUUGGCUGCAAACGAAGGCCAUUUGGACUUUGUAUCUUUGAUGUUAACCAGAAGGGCCAAGUUUGCUGCAAAGGAUAUGGAUGGGAAUACUCCAAUGCACUAUGCAGCCAGCAAUAGCCAUAACAUUGUUGUCAAAGCUCUUUUAUUGGCUGGAAAAAAUAAAAACAUAGAUGUUAAGAAUGUUUGGCGGAAAACACCAUUACAUUUAGCAGCAGAGCAUAGUGGUGAGGACCUGGUAGAAUUGCUGUUGAUCAGUAGAGCUGCCAUUAAUGCCUUAGAUAAUGCAAAAGACACACCUCUGCAUUGUGCUUGCAAAUCGGGAAAUUUUAACACUGCCCAAAAACUAAUCAACUGGUCUGAAGAUGAAAAACCCAAGUUGCAAUCAACAAAUAGUUUAAGAAAGAACCCUCUUCAAGUUGCAGAAAGUGGAGAUACAGAUAACCACCGUCAAAUAGCAACAUUAUUGAAAAAGAAAAUGUUGUUAACUAGAUAA
Carcharodon carcharias (great white shark) is the source of this 2250-nucleotide messenger RNA. Its product is annotated as CARD- and ANK-containing Inflammasome Adaptor Protein. Bases 1 to 2250 code for a protein of 749 amino acids. Gene Ontology annotation, molecular function: protein binding; transcription cis-regulatory region binding. The transcript has a single exon. The record is from RefSeq and is a predicted model, not a curated record. NCBI's taxonomy places the organism in Eukaryota, Metazoa, Chordata, Chondrichthyes, Lamniformes, Lamnidae. Gene Ontology annotation, biological process: positive regulation of transcription by RNA polymerase II; regulation of apoptotic process. Gene Ontology annotation, cellular component: nucleus.